GACGCCGCUGCCGCCGUUGUUACCAAUAUUGUUGGCCCGACUGCUACUGCUCCGGCUACUAGCAUCUAUGAGCUUCUUGAGUGCCCUGUCUGUACCUAUUCUAUGUACCCUCCUAUCCAUCAGUGUCAUACUGGACACACGUUGUGCUCGACUUGUAAAGUGAGGGUGCAUAACCGGUGUCCCACUUGUAGACAAGAACUUGGAGAUAUUAGAUGUUUAGCUCUUGAGAAAGUUGCUGAGUCGCUUGAGCUGCCUUGCAAGUAUUACAAUCUUGGAUGCCCUGAGAUAUUCCCUUAUUACAGCAAACUAAAGCACGAGUCUCUCUGUAACUUCAGACCUUACAGUUGUCCUUAUGCUGGUUCAGAGUGUGGUAUCGUUGGGGAUAUCCCUUUUCUUGUUGCCCAUCUCAGGGAUGAUCACAAAGUUGACAUGCACGCUGGUUCCACUUUUAACCAUCGCUACGUCAAAUCCAAUCCGCGCGAAGUGGAGAACGCUACUUGGAUGCUAACCGUAUUCCAUUGCUUUGGUAAUAAAAGUUGUGUGCCAAUUGUCAAAAAAAAAAAAGACUAUUAGUUGUGUGCCUAUACAACAUUAGUUUAACU
This is a messenger RNA of Camelina sativa (false flax), 602 nucleotides long. Its product is annotated as E3 ubiquitin-protein ligase SINAT4-like. Gene Ontology annotation, cellular component: cytoplasm. The record is from RefSeq and is a predicted model, not a curated record. Gene Ontology annotation, molecular function: zinc ion binding; ubiquitin protein ligase activity. Lineage: Eukaryota; Viridiplantae; Streptophyta; Magnoliopsida; Brassicales; Brassicaceae.